This is a messenger RNA of Antrostomus carolinensis (chuck-will's-widow), 1161 nucleotides long. RefSeq names its product NUAK family SNF1-like kinase 2. Lineage: Eukaryota; Metazoa; Chordata; Aves; Caprimulgiformes; Caprimulgidae. The record is from RefSeq and is a predicted model, not a curated record. Gene Ontology annotation, molecular function: tau-protein kinase activity; ATP binding. The transcript is spliced from 4 exons. Gene Ontology annotation, cellular component: cytoplasm. The annotation marks the transcript as partial. Gene Ontology annotation, biological process: microtubule cytoskeleton organization; protein phosphorylation; intracellular signal transduction.
AUGUCCUGGUUGGGUGCCACGGUGCCGGUGAACGGCAGUGACCUCCCUGCGCUGCCUGACUUUCCCUUCCUCAAACACUGGGAACUGAACCCGGCUCUCCCUUCCCUCCUGCAGAAUGGGAUCGUUCACAGGGACCUGAAGCUGGAGAACAUCCUUCUCGAUGCAAACGGGAACAUCAAGAUUGCAGACUUUGGCCUGUCCAACGUUUACCAGCAGGACAAGCUUCUACAGACUUACUGUGGCAGCCCUCUCUAUGCAUCCCCCGAAAUCAUCAAUGGGAGGCCCUACAAGGGCCCGGAGGUGGACAGCUGGUCCCUAGGCGUUCUCCUCUACAUCCUGGUCCAUGGCACGAUGCCCUUUGAUGGCCACGACUACAAGACUCUGGUCAAGCAGAUCACGAGUGGAGACUACCGGGAACCCACAAAGCUGUCUGAUGCCUGUGGGCUAAUCCGGUGGAUGCUGAUGGUGAACCCAGAGCGCCGUGCCACCAUCGAGGACAUCGCCACGCACUGGUGGGUGAACUGGGGCUACAAAGUACCCAUUGGGGAGGAAGAGCUGCUACGGGAGAGCGAGUCCCCCCUGGCCACGGUGGCAGAGUGGCUUCGUCGCUCCUCCCGGCCCCUCCUGGAGAACAGCUCCAAGGUGCGAUGCUUCUUGAAGCAACACAUCCCCAGCGUGGCCCUGGAGCGGCAGCGCUCCCUCAAGAAAUCCAAGAAGGAGAAUGACGUCUCCCACGUGCUGCAGGAGGUGACCUUGGCCCCGGAGAACCCCUCCAAGUCCAUCCUCAAGCGGCCCAAGGGCAUCCUGAAGAAGAGAAACUCCUGUGAGCAGAAGGUGCCCGGCCCUGGUCCCCCACCAGCUGUGCCCAUGGGAGAGGCGAGGGGUGAGGAUGGUGAGGUGGCCACUGCAGGUCUCACCCGGAUCCUGUCCUCUGGGAUGCUGGCUUGCAAGGUGGGCGUGGGGGCAGUGGCCACAGCCGUGCCCAAGGGAAUACUGAAAAAGCCCCCGACGAGGGAGUCGGGUUAUUACUCAUCCCUGGAGUGCUGCGAGUCUGGGGAUGUCCUGGAUGCGGGGAGCUUGGACCUUGAUGGGAACGUGUUUGCUGACAACCCCUCCCCAGAGCAGGGCCCCCAGGGUCUCCCCACCCGGCGGAAAGGCAUC